GUGUGCGCGCUACAGUGAAUAUGCGGUGGUUCUAUUACUGUUGUUAAUUCAGUCUUGCUGAGUGUUUCCUAUGUACACAAAGCUGGUGAAGGUGUUAUGCUGGCGUCGCUCUCGCACAUUUAAGCGGGCUAUUCUGGCAUUUGUUUCCGGUUCUGCGUAAACGCUACUGUUUACUUAUAGCGUGUUCUGUUCGCUGGAUAUUUCUGGUGUGCUAGUUAGAUACAUUAGCUUGUGUCUGAGUAUCGCUAUCAGAGGCGGUUAUCGACUCCGAACUGACGAACGUGGAUAUCUGUGACUAUUUCUGCAGCGAGCUGAAGGCAGGCACAACAGCGAAGCUUCGAUACUGAGCAGAGUAAAAAAGAAGACAAACGUUGACUUGUAGUACUGUAGAAACUGUGGGAGCUCGUUUAUGAUGCUGCUGUGUUUGGGUCCCGCUAGUGAGAAUGACACUAGUGGUACCUUUGGCAAACUUCUUGACUUCGAACCGAUUCAGUUUGAACCUGUGGGUCGACAGUACGAAGUGCGGUUCAACUGUCGAGGACAGAAGGACUCAACAGCGGAAAGUGAUAAUGACGAAGAAGAGGACACUGAAAUCGUGGUUGAAGAGACCCCUGAAGAAGUGAAGUACUUGCGCGGACUUGAUCCAAAAGAGUGGAAACAGCAGGACCACUAUCACGUCCUGGGCCUUCAGAAUCGUCGCUUCUAUGCUACCGAGCGCGAAAUCAAGGCUGCGUUUCGGCGAAAGGUCUUAUCGCACCAUCCGGACAAACGAGCAGCUAUGGGCGAAAAAGUUGAUAACAUUGAUACCGAUUACUUCUCUUGUAUAACUCGGGCACACGACCUGCUCAGUAAUCCAAAACUUCGCCGAUCCUAUGAUUCGGUUGAUGCAACGUUCGACGACUCAGUACCUAUUGUCAGCGAAGAGAAUAAAGCAAAUUUCUUUGCCGUAUUUACCCCUGUUUUCGAGCGGAACGCCCGAUGGUCGAUUAAACCCCAUGCGCCGCCUCUCGGCGGGCCUGAAGCGACUCAGGAUGAGGUUAACGAGUUCUAUAAUUUCUGGUACGAUUUUAAAUCCUGGCGCGAGUAUUCUUACCUCGACGAAGAGGACAAGGAAAAAGGAGAGAACCGCGACGAACGCCGUUGGAUUGAACGAGAGAAUCGAGUGCAACGAGAGAAACUCAGGAAAGAUGAAACGAAAAGAAUCCUUCAGCUGGUCGAUAAUGCCAUGAAAUGUGAUCCCCGAAUUAAGAAGUUUAAAGACGAAGCAAAAAGAGCUAAAGAGGAAGCGAAGAAACGUCAUUUAGAUGAAGCCCGCGCGAAGCAACUCGCCGAGGAGGCAGAACGUCGUCAGCAAGAGGAGGCUGCUCGACUUGAACGGGAGCAAGAAGAGAUGGCUGAAAAGGCAGCCCGAGAGAAGGAGAAAAAGGCUCGCGACGCUUUAAAGCAGGAACAAAAAUUACAAAAGAAACAAUUCGAAUCGAUGUGCGCGGAAGCGGGCAACUUUGCGGAAAUAGGUUCGGCCGAAUUCGUCAAGAAUCUUGAACGUGUUGACCAAAUUGUCCGUGUACUUCCGUUAGAAGACCUUACGAAAAUCAAUGAAGAGAUGCACGCCAAGACGGCAAUAAGUGAGCGGCGAGCUGUUUUUGAUAAGGCAGUCUCAACACUCGAGGAACUACUUGAGAGAGAGAAGAUGAAAACGCUGCAGGGCGCCAUGAAGGGAACCAAUAUCAAUGGAGGUCCGGCUGGUUCAAGUGGACCUGCGAAUUCGAAGGGCUGGAGUCAAGAGGAAAUGAAUUUACUUGUAAAAGCAGUCAAUCUUUUUCCCGCUGGUACGACUGAUCGAUGGGAGGUUGUCGCUCAAUAUAUAGCGCAACAUUCGGGCCGCGGUGUUAAGUUAAAUGCCAAAGACGUUCUUAACAAAGCCAAAGAAAUGCAAAAAUUUGGCCUGGGAAAUCGCCAAGAUGGAGGAAGUUGCACCGCAAAUCUGAGACCAGCGCGAACAGGCGAUGAAACAAUUGCUGGAGUUCAUCAGGAAAAACUAAGCUCAAUUAGUGAGAUUGCACGGGCGUGGUCGAAUGAAGAGCAAAAAUUACUGGAGCAGGCGCUAAAAACGUAUCCAGCAUCCCUGGGAGCUGAGAGAUGGGUCAAAAUUGCAUCAGUUCUACCGAACAGGAGUAAAAAGGAAUGUAUGAAACGUUACAAGGAUCUGGUCGAAACAGUGAAAGCCAAGAAGGCAGCUAUUGCGGCUUCAGCGGCGGCGACGGCGGCGAAGUCGUAAAAACCAAUAAAAUCAAAACGACCUGUACAGCAACAAUGCAGUGAUAAUAAGAGUUACAAAUAAUUAUAUACAAACGUAUGCAGACUGAGGAUGAAAACGGUUUCUAGAUGCAAUGCCAGCCUAGUUUACAUCGUUGUUUAUAUUGGCCGUUACCUGAUUGUUUAUUAACAUGCGAUGAAUUACUUUCGACGUUACCAAAUGGUGCGUUGUCACACAAGCUAUAUAUUCGAAGAUAGAAAAACGAUGACGAGAGUGAUUUCUAAAUAAAAAUGGCCGGAGAGGGGGGAGAUUGUUUUUAACACAAAGGUAUGGAACAAGAUGGGGAAGACAAUGUGGAGUCCGUUUAAUAAAUGUCACUAUUUAUAAUAUAAUAGUUCGCGAAGUUUUUUGUUAUCGUAUCGUUCGUUUUUCUGGAUCUAGUUUUAAGCGUUUCAUAAUUAUUGUAUACAGACUUGAUUACUCCACACUCCGAAUACGUGUGUUUAGCUGUAGCUUGGAAAGGGAUCUUAUCAUUAAUAGGGCCACAUGGCACCAAGCUUAAUUUGAAUUGCGAUAGUGUAUUAUCGAUUUAGAAGUAACUGUUUGUGGUCGAGCUACAGUAGUGAAAGAACUGUGUCCCUAAGAUAUGAAGAGUUAGGUACUACCCUGAAUAUACAAUGG
Varroa destructor (honeybee mite) is the source of this 2938-nucleotide messenger RNA. Its product is annotated as dnaJ homolog subfamily C member 2. The record is from RefSeq and is a predicted model, not a curated record. Gene Ontology annotation, molecular function: Hsp70 protein binding; ribosome binding. Gene Ontology annotation, cellular component: cytosol. NCBI's taxonomy places the organism in Eukaryota, Metazoa, Arthropoda, Arachnida, Mesostigmata, Varroidae. Gene Ontology annotation, biological process: 'de novo' cotranslational protein folding; regulation of translational fidelity.